Molecule: messenger RNA, 3751 nt
Organism: Salmo salar (Atlantic salmon)
Lineage: Eukaryota; Metazoa; Chordata; Actinopteri; Salmoniformes; Salmonidae
Product: single-strand DNA endonuclease ASTE1
Source: RefSeq, a predicted model, not a curated record
UAGCCUCACUCAGUCAGUCCCAUGACUUCUGAAACUCUUCACUAAGAAAGACAUCACAUCUCAGACAGAGCACACCAUGGGCGUCCAGGGAUUGACCAGGUUUAUGGAGGAGAAUGGAAACAUUUUAAAAGAUGUUCCCUUCAGAAACAGCAAGCUGAUCAUAGAUGGUAGUAAUCUGUUCCAUUUGCUUUAUUUUAACUCACGUUUGGAUCAGAGUCAUGGAGGGGAUUACGAUGCGUUUGAGGGCCAAGUCUGCAAGUUCUUUAAGGCUCUGAGAGACUGCGACAUUGACCCUUUUGUGAUUGUAGAUGGGGGCUCCGACUACACCGACAAAAAGUUUGAAACACACAAAGAACGAGCUCAAUCAAGGAUCAACACAGCCAACAGCUUGUCCAUGGGGCUUCAGGACAGGGGUGGUGUACUACCAACCCUCAUCAAAGAUGUCUUCAAACAGGUCCUCUCCAGCCUGAAGGUGCCAUUCGCACAGUGCAUUUGUGAGGCAGACCAAGAUAUAGCCUCCCUGGCUCGAAGUUGGAACUGUCCAGUGCUGACCAAUGACAGUGACUUUUAUAUCUUUGACAUCCAGGCAGGAUUUCUGCCCACAUCCCAUUUUCACUGGCAGAAAGUGUCUAUGCAACGUGGGAGCUUUAUAAGAUACAUUCCCUGCAAGCAGUACACCACAACAAGCUUCUGCAAACACUUCAACAUCAACAGACAGGUUCUCCCAGUCUUCGCCGCCAUGUUAGGAAACGACUACGUCAAGUUGCAUAACAUGGGCAUUUCCCUCAGGUGGGAAGAAUACUCGUCAAUGGAAGGAAGGUUCGCCCGCUUCGACGGCUUGCUGAAUUGGCUGGCUCGCUUCCAGGGGCAGAAGGAGGCCUUGGACUCUGUGCUCAGGCUUAUCCUUCAUGGUAACAACAGACAGAAAAUGGAUGCUGCCCUCCAGGGCCUCUCCCUGGGCAUAGAAGAGUACCAUCUUCCCCCUAGUUGCCUGGAGCGGUUCUUCAACGAUGGAGUGGGACCAGGCCCCGGCCGUCUCGCAGAGCCUCUGAGGGUCCUUCCAGACUGGACCCUACUGCCGUUGAUGAAGGGUAGACUUCCCUCCUGCAUUGUAGACGUGCUGCUGCUGAGGAAGGUGAUGCAUCAUGUCCAGGUGGAAGAUGCCCACUUGCCCUGUGGGAACAACACCUCUCGGCCAGUACGACAGGUACUCUACGGGCUGCUGCUGGGUGGGAGGAGGGCAGACCACAGCAGUCAGAGACCCCCAGUGGAUGACGUGGAGGAGUAUUACAGGGAAGGCCAGUACCUGACCAGCAGCAUGGUUGAAGCCGUCCUGCCCAGUGCUGUAGAACAGAUGCAGCUAGACACUCUGUAUCAGGCUCCAAGGCCAGUGCAGCUUAAGGUGUUUUUGGAGACCCUUGGUGUGUCCCAGUCCACUUUGAGCGGUGUCCCGCCUCAUCUGCGUCUUCCUGUGGCUGUCACCUGCUACUGGCUGAGGCACGCCCAUCCCCCUCCAGACCUGCCUCUCCUGCAGGCCCUGCUACUAGGAUUGGUGUACGGAGAGCUCUGCAGACAGAGGAAGAGCCAAAGAGGGUUUAUGGGGGGACCAGUGUUGGAGAGGCUGAGAGGGCUGAUUCAGAGAGGUACAAGGAGCCUAGACCUGGGUGUGGCCCACGCCUACAGCCAGUGGCAGUGCUGCCUGAAAGAAAGCCUUCACCUGAACCAACUGCUGUGCCUCCCUCUUGCCGAGCCUCAGUGUGCCUGGCUGUACAAGGGUACUCUGGUGCACCAGCUUGUGACCAAACUGAGAGGGGGGUUAACCCCGGAUUCUCUCCUGAUUGGAGGCCCUUGCUCUGGGCAGCUGUAUCGGGCCAUGCUGGGAGCCAUACUCAACUCCCAUGAUGCUUCUGUCAUCCCCUUGGUGUCUGUGCCGCGGAAGGCCACACCUCCAUCCUUGACACAGCCACUGGACGACCUGACGGCCCAUCUACACAUUCUGGCUCUGGAAGAUGAUGAUGAUGAUGGUGCUGGAGGUGGGAGCAAGGCCAAGCCAGAGGACGAUCUGGGUUGGACUUUGGUCUCAGUGCGGACCCGGCACAAGAGCAAGGACAGAUUCAACCGAGCUAGGAAUCCAGAAUUCUCCCGGAAGCAGGGGCGGAUCGGCUGGGAAUAGGGAGGGACCACUAUAUAACUGUUUAGAUAGACUUUCUGCUCAACUCUUUAAUAUUUUUAUUGUUCUUAUGUGUACCUUUUAUGACUUAAUUGACAUUGUGUUUUUUAGCAUGAACUAUAAUAGAUGUUAUGAAAGUUAAAAGUUUCACUUUGUUUUAUUUUGGUCUUUGAAAAUAGCUCUAUAAAUCUCAUGUAUUGUUACUAUUAAAAUAUUUUCAGAGCAGCAGUAAUGUAUCAUAAUUGUAUCAUCAAAAUGAAAAAUAACAUUUAAAUCAGCUGUUCUUGAGAAUUAUCUCUGCUUUGGCAGUAUAUUUUAUAUGGAAAUCUUAAACUGAACAAAUCUUAGAUAUUGUACUUUUUACCUCAAUCUGAAAACGUAUGACACUCAAACCUUUAACCAAGUUAGCAGACACUCUUAAAAUAAUUACAAAAAAUGUAAACCAUUGAUAAGGCAUUUACAAACGGUUUGUUUUGUGUACAGCAGUGCAGCUCUCUAGGCCCUUUACUCUUUCCUAUUUUUAGCAAUGACCUGCCACUGGCAUUAAACAAAGCAUGUGUGUCCAUUGAUGCCGAUGAUUCAACCAAAACUGAACUAGCUCUUAUUGGCAGAGGUUUAGAACUCCUUCUUAUUGGUCUAUUAACUAAUUAACCGUCUGGUGAUGUCACCAGGCAGGCCAAAACUCCAUCCCAGCAAAACAGGCUGAAAUUCCAGGCAGUCUUUCCAAACACUAAAAGAGCACUGUCAUCAUUUUCCCAAUUUCACAGUAUUAUUCCAACCUGGAAAUAUAUACAAAACACAGGGAAAUCUAGUUUUUGACUGAACUGGGUAUUUAAUAGAACCAAAGUCUAAUGGGGUUUUGGGGACUUUUUUCUAUAUUUUUAUUUUAGUAAUACUUUUUUUUCUUAAAACUGCAUUGUUGGUUAAGGGCGUAUAAGUAAGCAUUUCACUGUAAGGUCUACUACACCUGUUGUAUUCGGCACAUGUGAUAUGUCCCCUAUGACGAUUUCUACGUGUUCUACUGUCUCUCUGGGUGGGAAUGUGAUCUGUUACUCUCUCUUACACAAUAUUAUGUAUCCUUUGAUUAUUGUCUCUGUGCUGAGCUCUUUUAGGCUGUUCUGUAGCACUAGCCCCAAGUCAAAUUCUGCUGCCUUACCACCGGUCAUUAUAGCAGGAUUGGGGCCAAUUCCAUUUCAAUUCAGUCAAUUCAGGAAGUAAAUUCCAAUUCACAAUGUUAUUCUCAUUGAAAAGCAUUGAGAACAUUUUUAAUUGUAAUGGGAAUUUCAGUUUACUUUCUGGAUUGCCUGAAUUGAAAUUAAAUUGAGCCCAACCCUGGUGUAUACAUAAUCAUUACAGGAUCUCACUUAACUGCUGUCAGACUGGCACCUGCUGAUCUGAGAAAGUUAAGAAAAAAGUUGAUUAUAUUGCCGCUUAUGUGUCUUUCCACUUCAACUGAGGUGGUCUAAAAUGUCAAUGAGAUACAGAGUAUGUACGUCCUAUAACUUUAAAUGUAGUGGUCCAAUAAUACAUUGGUGUAUGGUUACUAUGAUAAUACAUAAGUCCAGUUAUCAUUCUCCUCAU